This is a messenger RNA of Striga asiatica, 504 nucleotides long. The record is from the annotation of a GenBank genome assembly. NCBI's taxonomy places the organism in Eukaryota, Viridiplantae, Streptophyta, Magnoliopsida, Lamiales, Orobanchaceae.
UACCCGGGUCGGACCACCAAAAAAGGGUCCGACCUGCGGUGGUGGUUGGACCUGUACCUGCUGAGGCGGAGCGAAUUGGGUUGCGGCCACGCUGCUACUGCCGCCGCCAUGAACCGGCGGCUGCUGGGGGAAAAUGAAAUUCUGCUGGAACGCGGGUUGGUGGUGCGGGUUGAAAAACCCGAGCUCCUUGUCGUAGAGGGCUUUGCUGGAAGGGUUGGAGAGGACGGACCAGGCGUCGACGACGAGGCGGAAGGCCUGGUCGGCGAAGGGGAAUCUGUUCCGCUGGGGGUUGAGGUGGAGGACGAGGCUCCGGUACUGGUCGGCGACGAGGUCGGCGUCGCCGCCCUGCGGCGGCGUGAGGCGGAGGAUCGAGUAGAAAUCGGGCUGGUUGUUCCCGAUCCGGCGGUCCCCGGCGAGGAGCGUGUCUACCACGGCGAGGAUUUCGUCGGCGAAGGGGAGCGUGGGGUCGGCGUCGCGAGCGCGCGUGGCGAAGGAACGGCUGCC